AUGAAUUUAUCAGCUAUAAAUGUAACUCAAUCAGUAGAUUCUUUAUCUUUACCAAGUUCACCGGAACUAUUAAAUACUAAUACAUUAAUAACAACAACUAAUAAUCAUACUAUCAAUUCAAAUUUAUCAUCAACAAUUGAAGUAAAUACUAAAUUAAAUGGUAAUGAAUUAAAAUCAACUUCGAAUCUAUAUCAUUCUCAUCCUCAACAACAUCAACAUCAUCAUCGUCAUCAUAAUCAUCACUAUCAUCAACAACAACAACAACAUCAUUAUCAUUUAAAUUAUCAACAACCAAAUCAUGAAAUAACAUUAUCAUCUACACCAUCAACAACAACAUCACCAUCAUCAUCAUCGUCAUCAGCAUCGCCAUCAUCAUCAUCAUCGGUUCCGUCAAUGUCAACAUCAAAUGGUAUAUUAUCAAUGAAUCAGUUGACUAAUUCAUUAUAUUUUCCAUUUACAUCUAAUAUUAUAUUACAAGAAUCUAUUAAUUUAAUCUAUUCAACAUGUUUAAAUAUAUUUGAUAAAAGAUUGAAUGAUGAAUUAAAUAAAUUUAAUCAAAAAUAUGAAUUCUUAUUAAAUGAAUGUAAUGAAAGUCGUAUACGUUUAAAUAAAUUAGAAAAUAUUAUACAAUUAUAUGAAGAGAAAUAUCAUAAAAUGAAUAUACCCUCCCUCUUGUUACCCUCAUCGUCGUUACCCUCUUCCUCCUCGAUACCCUCCUCAUCCUCAACCUCACCAUCCUCCUUAUCCUCAUCAUCAUAUUAUUAUUUAUAUAAUUCAUUAAAAUCACAACAAUUCAAUGAAUCCAUUGAUAAUCAUAUUAUGAAUACAUUAAAAAAUAUUGAUCAUAAAUGGUUAAUAAAUUGGAAAAAUUAUGAAGAUUAUUCAAAUAAUAAACAGAAUCAUUUUUUGGCGCCUAAAACAACAUCAGGAUUAGAUGAACAACAACAACAGCAAGAACAACAACGGCAGCAAGAACAACAAUCCUUACAAAAAAUGAAUAAAAUGAAAGAGAAUCAUCUAGAAUUUGAUUUAAAUCAUCUAUCCAAUACAUCAAUGAAUGAUAAUGCAAAUCCUCAAUCUAAUUUCUUUAAUGAAUCUAAUCUAAGUCGAUUACAUAAUAAUAAUAAUAAUAAUAAUAAUAAUAAUAAUAAUUUUUGUAAUUUCGACAAUCUAUUACCAUCAUCAUUAACAUUAAAUAAUCAACAUUUAUUAUGGAAUCAAUGGAUGGCUAAUUUUAUUACUACUAAUCAUUGUAUAAAUUCUAUUAAUGGACUAUUAUCAUCAUCAUCGUCAUCAUCAUUACCGUCAUCAUCAUCACCAUCACAUACAAUAUUGAAUAAUUUGGAAAAAAUUAAUAAUUUCACUACAUCAAAUAUAGAAUCUAUGGAAGGAAAUCAACACAAAUCCUCUCGAUUGUAUUCACCAAUGUUUUUGUCAAGUUCAGAAUAUAAUCCAAAUGAUUUGUUGAAUUCUAAUCGUAAAUCGUCCUCUUUAUCAUCAUCAACUUCACCAACAGUAAUGCCAAUAUCAUCAUCAUCUUCUCUACGUUUUCGUGGUAAUAAAUUUGGACGUCUUAAAACAAAAUCUUUAAACCUCAAUAGAUAUCCACAAAAUUAUUCACUAUCUAAUAAUCGUUUACAUUUAUGUAAUAAACCAAAUCAUUUCAAUUCAAUAAUGGCAACAUCUGCAUUGAAAACUAUUCGUAGAUCAACAAUAAAUUUUCCUAAUUCUCAUUGGUCGAACCUGUCAUUAGGAUCACAAAUUACGACAUCGUCAGCAUCAUCGCCAACAUAUUCAUCAAUAAUAGAUCAAAAAUUAAAGUCAAAUUUCUUAACUGAUCUACAAUUUCCUGAAACCAAUAUAAACGAUACUAAUGGAUUACUGUCUUCUUCUGUAUCAAACUUACGUGGAAAUCAUCAGCAUAAUAAUAAUAACAAUACGAGUAAUAAUUUAAUUGAUCGUCCAGUAGUUGUAUUAAAUCCUGAUGAACCACGUGAAAUAUUUAUUGGUGGUGUACAAUCUGUUGCAUUACCAUUAUGGGCAUAUUGUAAAUGUUUAACAAUGGUACGUGGUGAACCACAUGAAUUAGGACCACGUUUAUGUUUACGUCUAUUACAAAGUUUAUUUAGUUUACAUUAUUUAGUUACACAUAAUUAUAAUGGUUCCGGAGGUAAAGCACCAAUUGAUCCAAUUGUAAUGAGUGCUGUAUUACGUCAAGCACAAUUACAAUUUGGUUCAGGAUAUUUUUUUACCGAACCAAUGGCUUUAGGUAAAUUAAGAGAUUAUUUAAAUAAUGCUUUUCGUGUUAUGGCAUUUAGACAACGUAAAGGUGAACGUGUAAGAUCACCAUUUUGGAAUGAAAAAGGUGAACCAAUACAUGAUUUAGAAGCACCAGUAGAAUUUUCAAAUAUUACUGAUAUUAUUGUUAUACCACAUUCAGUUAAUACUAUUACACCUAGUACUACUACUUCUACUAAUGUUAUUACAGCUACAACAACUUUGUCAACAACCACAACAAUGUCAAAUGAAUCUGAUUUGAAUAUGAAUUCAAGAUGAAUAGUUAUUAGAGAAGAUAUCUUUACUAUCGUAAUUUCAUUCUUUCAUAAAAUGAUUCUUUGAAAGUAUGAGUACUAUGUAUAUUUUUGUUUACUUCAGUAAAACAACUCAAUAAUAUACACUUGAACAAUAUUAGCUACAUUGUGUAUACAAACAUUGAACAAUUCAUUGUUCAAUAAUUAAUUUAAAACAACGAGAAAAUAUUUAAAAAAACAACCAGGGGGUGGGAUUAAGCGAAUUCAACACAAAUGUACUUUUUGUUACUAUUGAAACUAUAUUCAACUUUUGUAACCAAUUAAUUCAUAAUACAAUAAAUACAUAUUAAUUCAGUAAAACAAAGAAAACGGAGGGAUAUUCAAAAAAGAUCAUUACGAUGAACAAAAGAGAGAGAUUCUAUUACCUGUAUUUAAUCAUACUAUUAUAGUUACUUAGUUUCAUACUAUUUUGUUUUGAUUGCCAAGUAUAAUGUAUUGAAAUUAUUAAAUUUAUACAAACAAUUUAGUCUUGCGUAAAUUACAACUUGUAACUGUCUUGUGUGUUGAUUUAUUUUCUCCUAAUAUUGUUUUGCCAAAUUAAAGACAAGCAUUUUAUGGUUCUAUACCUAUACCUAUAUAGGUACUGGUGAAAACAGCAUUACAAUGAUAAAUACAAAAAUAAUUAAUUAAUUACUUUGAUUUCUAUCAGUGAUAAGAUUAAUGUUUGUCUACUAUUGUGAACAUAUUGAAUGUAAAUGGUUGUUGUUUUUUUGUUCAUUCUCAGAAGGAGUGGUUAUUGAAUGUCAUAUAAUAAUCUUUUGAUGUGAGAAAUAUCUAUGCCAGAAUUUAUUACAUUAGAUGGUUAAUAUAGACCGUAUCACAAUAUGACAGAUACUUCAAAAAUAAUUUUGAAAGAGAUAAUAUUGAAAAGCGGUUGUAUAAAAGAGAAGAUAAGACUAUACAUAUAUAUUGCAUUAAUCCAUAGUACUAACGUCAUUAUCAUCAUCAUCAUUGUUCUAAUUAUAAACAUUCCAUAAAUAUCAUCAUUAACAUAAUAAGUUAUCCAAGAGAAGAAAGAUACAAGUAGAUGAAUUUAUCAUUAGAAGAUUCCAUCAUCAAAUAGUUUACUAUACAGUAAAGAUAUAAUAAUUGAUGAAGUAAAGAUGAUUAGGGAGAGAAAAGAAAAGGCGGAAUUCAUAGACAAAAGAAACGUUCCCAGAAAAAAGGUAUAUAUAUACAUGUAACAAUGAUAUUAACAAUUAGAAAUUAUAAAUUAAUUAUUUAUACGAAUGAUUUAUUGAAUAAACAAUAAAAAUAUGAUUUCAAAUAUGUUGGUCUACUAAAAAUUUAUAAUGUAGAUAGGUGAUUUAUAAAAGAAUUAUUUCAUUUGAAGUAAGUUUUUAUAAUCAACUGAAGUCAAUUGGAGAAUUGAAUGUUAAUGAGGUCACAAUCUAACCUAAGCUAAACA
Messenger RNA from Schistosoma rodhaini, 3999 nucleotides. Lineage: Eukaryota; Metazoa; Platyhelminthes; Trematoda; Strigeidida; Schistosomatidae. The record is from the annotation of a GenBank genome assembly.